GGGGUCCUUUCGUGGUGCUUGAAGCCCGCCGGUUACAAAAUAGCACAGCAAAAUGCAGAGAACACGUAGCAGUAAUAAUAAAAAAGAGGCAUUUAUUUUAAUUUGAGUUGUCACUGGACUGAGUUAACACUAAGGUAACAACAAUUCAGAAUGCAGUUUUUGAGCUGAACCUGGCUAUUUUGAAGCCCAGACAAACGAAGCGCGUUUGUUUGGUCUGGCAUUAGCAGCAAAGCUAGCAGCCUGUUAGCUCGGGGGACACGUUACCCUGUCAACAAACGUCAGCUGAAACUCGUCUGCUUGUCAUCUAACAACAAACGACUACAAACCGCACACUAACACAGAUGAUUAAACACGAUGUCGCUGUCGCCUGAUGUUCCAACUGUGUCAAACCAAAGCAUGGGGGAUCAAGGAAAGACCUUUUGUGUUCUGUCUGAGCUGUCCUGUGAUCUUCUGGAGGACGACUUUGACCUGAAUAAAUCUUAUCCGUGUACCCAAAGACCAAAAUACAAGAAGAGCCUCUUUGACUUGCGUUGCCGUGAUUGUUCUGGUUUCUUGGCAGGUAAAUGUUCUGAUGUUUUCACCUCCACGACAAAAAACCACUUGGAUAAGCAUUCUGGUUUCCAGGUUUCUGCUCACUCCCCAUCUCAACCUUACACUGAAUCUGAGACAGAAGAUGACUUUCUCAGUCUUCAUAUUCCUGGAGAUUUUUGCUUGAUGGAAUAUCCAGCUGCCUUUAAUCCAAACAAAGUUGUGCUUUCUGUCUCUAAUAAAACCAGAGAGAUACUGUCAGCAAAUGAACAGGCAGGCAAACUAUUUGAGUGCUCCAAAAAUGACUUGAUCGGAAAGAAGUUGCCUUCCGUCUUAAAGAAAACCAGUCAGGUUCUGGAAGAAGCACUUGAAGAAGAUUAUCCAGUUGUAGAUGGAGGUGUUGCAACUGUGUCUGGGAAAGUGGUGGAUGCUGUGACAUCAUCUGGAGAGGUACCCGUGUCGUUCUGUACUCACAAGCUUUCACAAAACGAAGACAGCUGGCUUGUCCUGUUGGAACAUGUGGAGAGGGUUUCAGCCAUUUUGUCUUUUUCACAAGAUGGUUCUGUCAUAAACUGUGACUGGGCAUUUGCUCAUCUCCAUGGAUACCACAAUCCUGAGGCCCUAAAGGGUGUGUCUGUCAGAGAGCUUAUCCCUUCUUUACAAAUUCCCCUCAACGGUCAUGCAUUGCCUAAAACUCUGAGGGUUCAGAGAGUGCACGGGAAAAGCCGAGAUGGAGCAUCAGUUCCACUCUGUGUGAAACUUCAGGGGACAGCGAUAUGUGGGAAACCCCCCCACAAGAACGACACCAAGGUGGACAGCGUUGUCCGCUCUCCCAGUCCAGCCCUGGAAUACUCUGGAACAGUUUGGGUGUUUGCUCCCAUGAGUGGCCUUCUCCUCCUCUGUCCUGAUGGCUCAAUUGUUUGCAUCCACGACCAUCUGGCUCUCAGUCUGUUUGGAUACAGCAAGGACGAGUUAGUGGGAAAGAGUGUCACUUUCCUUAUGCCUGGCUUCUAUGGGUGGAUGUCUGACUCUGACAAAAAGGCCAGCCUACUUACUGGUUCUCAUGCAGAGGCGGACAAAUGUGCCGCCUCGUCUAAAAUAUCCACAACAUCUGACCCCUCCUCUCUGGUGGCUGGAGACAUGGCUAUGGUGCAGAAGGCUAUCUCAGAACGGAGCUCAGUGGGAAGAGGCAGAAUCUUUACUGGAACCAGCACCAGACUGGAGAAACAGGGCAGUAAUCUGUCUACCUUCUCUCUUCCUGCAGUCACCUCGACACAUUUGGUUAUGGCCAACGACACCACCGAGCUGAUUGAGGAAGCGGUCCGUGCAGCUCCCUGCUGUAGCCAGCUGGAUUGUGCAGAUAAUACUCAGGCACUUCUCAAGACAUUUGCUUGGGUGGAGCCUCCAGAUGAAGACACCUGCUGUUUGGUUCCCACUGAACCAUCUCAUCAUAACGGAGAAGAGCAUCUGGGCAAUGUGGCUCCGGAAAAUAAUGCACCUGCUAUUAGAAUUAUUCCUGACACUCCUCGUAAGGGCAAUGCUGUUAAUGUAGAAAAAGAGCGUCACUCCUACACUUCUGUCCUCCAAGACUCAAGCUUUGAGAUCAUCACACUGGAUAGCAGAUCGGCUUCUUCCGGCUUCUGUGAACAUCUCGCUGGUCAGGCUGGUCCUCAUCCUGCCCAAGCAGACGAGUUCAAUUCAAAACAUUUUGUGAACUCAGCUAGUUGCUUCCUGGACAUCAACAGUGAUGGAGAUGUGAUCACCCGUGCUCUGGAUGAGCUCAAUCUCAGUGGUAGUAUGGAGCUGCUCAGCACCGGAGGUUCCAACGGGAACAACCAGCACUCCGCGUUGUCUUGUGAUACAGCUGAGCUCCUACGAACACCUUCUCCAUGUGUGGUGCUGUCUGACGAUGAUGAAGCGUCUGUUCCCCCCGCCGCAGAGACGAGGAAAGGUCCAGCUCAGGAGCAGGAUCAGUGGGCAGCUUUGUCUGUUAUUCAUAAUGCAAAGAGCCAAGAGAGCUCAGGGCAGGUGAACAGUGCGGUUGGGCCUCUGACGGACAUGCCUGCCACGUCAACGCCUAAGAAGCAGAAAGCAAAUGAACACAUUCUAUCUUCACAUACACGCAUACUGGAGGGAAGAGUUGAAGGAUGUGGAUACCACAGAGAUGGCACAAGAGUAGAGGUGCAGUGUGAUGUGUGCCGGUCCAACCUCCCAGAUGGAAGUUUCAUGUUCUGCGUGUGGAUUAAAAGGUCUAGCCAGCAGGGGGCGUUGUUACAAACAGAUCUAUUGCACCAAUCAGGAAACAGUUCAGGAAAGAGGAUUGAUGAGGCUGGUGUAGGAGAAGUGCUGCGCUCCACGGUGGACCUCGAGCACUCUCGAGCCUGCGACGGACAGUUUGAAGAAGAAUACCAGCCAAUCAGAGCUGUGGGUAAAGGAGCUUUUGGGUUUGUCUGGAAGGCAAUAAGACGCUGUAACGGACAAGAAGUGAUAGUGAAGUUCAUUAGCAAGGCCAGGAUAGUGAGUGACUGCUGGGUGGACGACCCCAUGUUGGGCAGAGUGAGCCAGGAGAUCGCCAUACUGACUCGAGUGCAGCAUCAUAACAUCGUCAAGGUGUUGGAGGUGUUUGAAAAUGGAAGUUAUUUCCAGAUGGUGAUGGAGAAGCAUGGAGAUGGUUUGGACCUUUUUGAAUUCAUCGACAUGCAGCCAAGGCUUGACGAGCCCCUGACCAGCUACAUCUUUAGACAGAUUGUUGCAGCUGUUUUCUAUCUGAGGUGCAAGAACAUCAUCCACAGGGACAUAAAGGAUGAAAACAUCAUAAUUGACAAAUGUUUUCACAUUCGACUGAUAGAUUUUGGCUCUGCUGCCAUACUGGUUCCUGGGAAGCUCUUUUAUAAUUUCUGUGGCACGUUGGAGUACUGUUCCCCAGAGGUGCUCCAGGGCAAUCCCUACAAGGGUCCAGAGCUUGAGAUGUGGUCUCUGGGGGUUUUACUAUACACUCUGCUGUUCAGUGAGAACCCUUUCUGUGAUGUGGGGGAAAUACUGGAUGCCAAACUAAAGCCCCCAUUCCCCUUGUCCUCUGAACUGCAUGCGCUGCUGCGUGGCCUGCUGCACCCCGAUCACACAAAGAGGAUGACCUUAGACCAGCUCCUGUUGCAGGCCUGGAUAAGCCAGCCCAUCUCCCUUUCAGAGUACAGCUGGUCAGAGGUGGUUUCUGCAAACCAGAGCCUCUCAGGCACAUCACACCAUCAAGAAACCAGUCCUAAUGCGUACAUCAGACCAGACUUGUUCCCAGAUUAUGGAGAUGAGUCUCUACCUGAGGAGGAAGAGGAGGAUGAGGACGAGAGGAUGGCUCUGCAAAAUGAGCUUCAGAAAUACCUCCAGAGGAAUGAAGACUAAAUUUAAAGAGAAGGAAAUCUAAUUGGCUAUUAUAAUUUUUGAUCAACUGUGGGAGGAAAGUGAAAGUCAAAAGAAAAGCUUGCUUUUAAUUCAAGAUAUUAAUUAAAUCUUCUAUGUAGACCAAGGUUUUAGAACCAAAGUGGCAUUGUGACUCGUCACAGUGUGGCCUGCCAGUCAUAAUCAGACACUUUUGAAUUGUCUGCAGCUGUUUUUCUUUUAUAGUGUUUUUAGGUUUUUUAUUUUUUAUGAACAGUAGCAUUUUCUUUUUGGUAAUUUUUGUUCAAAUUUAUUUUGAAAUCUUUUCUAUUUUACCUGCAUGUAAGUAUAUUUACAAUAUUUUUAUAUUUAUUUUUUACAUCAAUAAAUAUCUUCACUAUGCUGCUACAAAUGUGUUGGGCCUUUUGAACAUUAAUGAAUGAAUUGCCUUGCUAAUAAAGAUAGAAGGACUUGUA
Nothobranchius furzeri (turquoise killifish) is the source of this 4376-nucleotide messenger RNA. RefSeq names its product PAS domain containing serine/threonine kinase (gene pask). Lineage: Eukaryota; Metazoa; Chordata; Actinopteri; Cyprinodontiformes; Nothobranchiidae. Gene Ontology annotation, cellular component: nucleus; cytoplasm; cytosol. Gene Ontology annotation, molecular function: ATP binding; protein serine/threonine kinase activity. Gene Ontology annotation, biological process: intracellular signal transduction; negative regulation of glycogen biosynthetic process; protein phosphorylation. The record is from RefSeq and is a predicted model, not a curated record.